Lodderomyces elongisporus is the source of this 237-nucleotide messenger RNA. RefSeq lists its product as uncharacterized. Gene Ontology annotation, cellular component: mitochondrion. Bases 1 to 237 code for a protein of 78 amino acids. NCBI's taxonomy places the organism in Eukaryota, Fungi, Ascomycota, Pichiomycetes, Serinales, Debaryomycetaceae. The transcript has 2 exons. The record is from RefSeq and is a predicted model, not a curated record.
AUGGGAAGUUCAGAAAGCUAUACAUACCCUCCUAUACCAUCACAAGAGGAAUUGGAUGAACAUAAUGUGCCUUUUUUCAACAGAGACAAAUGUGCUGCUCAUUUGAUCAAUUACUAUAAGUGUCUCGAUAAAGGAACCUCAUUCUGCAACACUACAAAAGAUGAGUUUUACAAGUGUCAGUACUUGGCAUUGAAGGAGAGAUUGGACAAUUACACUAAAGCGCAACAAAAACACUAG